Molecule: messenger RNA, 728 nt
Organism: Macrobrachium nipponense
Lineage: Eukaryota; Metazoa; Arthropoda; Malacostraca; Decapoda; Palaemonidae
Exons: 5
Coding region: 178-546 (122 amino acids)
Source: RefSeq, a predicted model, not a curated record
AAUGCAAAGUCAUUCUACCGAUUAUUGGCGAAAGAAAGAACUGUCUUGCCAGACGAGAAUAUUAUUGGAACCCAAGCUGCACAAAUUUGCCUACCGCCCCGCGCUCCCGGCCCCGCCGCCACUGGGAAAGAACCCGUAAUCCAUUGUUGGUAGAGGUAACGAGUUUUGCUCGCCAUAAUGAAGGUCAUAUUGAAUUGGUGCAUCCAGCAGAAGAAAAUUGGUGGCCCUGGUGCAACUGUUGAAAUCGAUGAGGCGAAUUUUGGUAGGUGUAAGUACAGGCAGACCCGAGAGUCAGUAACCGGUACUCGUACCAAUACCAUAGAGAGGAGGCAGAGGGAACUCUGGGAGACGACUCCUAGAUACGGUUGUAGGAUGUAUAACUUCGUCGGGUACUUGGCUGUUGCAUAUUUUAAGCUUCACUUUCAAGACCCCAAGACCCGACUCCAUGCCUUCAUGAAAGCAGCUGCUACUUUGUACCCUCCCUCUUUAAGGAUUGUCCAUUGGGAACAUCGGUGUUUGUAUCCCCCUUACUUGCCAAUGAAAUGAAGACUCGUAUGUUCUCUGUUUAAGAUUGUCCAUUGAGAACAUCAGUGUUUGUAUCCCCCUCACUGGCCAACGAAAAGAAGACUCGUACAUUCACUGUUAAGAUUGUCCAUUGAGAACAUCUGUGUUUGUAUCCCCCUUAUUUGCCAACGAAAAGAAGAAUCGUACGUUCACUGUUUAAGGUA